AUGGAUAAAGAAGCGUCGCCGGCCCGGGCCCCGCCGGCACGGCCGCCCGCGGCGCCCAGCGCCCGGCCCCGUACAGCACCGCCGCCAGCACCAACACGCUCGACACCGCGCAGAUGGCCGCCACCAGCCACACGUUCGUCGCCGCCGCCGCCGCCGCCGCAGAGCCGCCCUCCGCGCCCGCCGCCGCCCGCGGCCCCGCCCCCGCCGACACCGCCCCCGCCCCCGCCGCCGCCAGCGCCGCCUCGGCGCCCUCCACCAGCGACACGCUCAGCGUGGCCGUGGCCGAGCGCGGCGGCUCCCCGUGGUCCCGCACCACGAUCAGCAGCCUCUGCCGCGGGCCGUCCGCCUCCUCCAGCGCCCGCGCCGUGCUCACCUCGCCGCUGUACAGCCCCACGCGGAACGGGCCCUCGCCCCGCGGCUCCCGCAGCUCGUAGCGCAGCCACGCGUUGUAGCCCGAGUCCGCGUCCACCGCGCGGAUCUUCGCCACCACCUGCCCCGCCGGAGCACCCAGCGCCGCCCGCGCCCACAGCGACCACGACGACGACGCCGAGCCCGGAGAACCCGCCGAGCCCGCCGAGCCCGCCGCCCGCCACGCCGGCUCCGCCGCCUCGCCCGCAGCCCAGGGCCCCGGCCCGCCGCCCGCCAGCGGCAGCAGCGCCGGCGCGUUGUCGUUCUCGUCCACCACGAACAGCUGCACCGUGGCGUUGCCGCACAGCGGCGGCUCCCCCGCGUCCACCGCCCGCACCUCGAACUGCAGCACCUGCAGCUCCUCGUAGUCCAGCGGACGCAGCGCCCGCAGCCGCCCGCUCUCCGCCUCCACCGACACGUAGCUCGACGCCGGACGCCACCCCGAGCCCGAGCCCGAGCCCGAGCCCGAGCCCGAGCCCGAGCCCGAGCCCGAGCCCGCGCCCAUCCCCGCGCCGCCCUCCCACACCGAGUAGCUCACGCGCCCGUUGCCCGCCUCGUCCGGGUCCCGCGCCCACAGCCGCGCCAGCUCCGCGCCCGCCGCGUUGUUCUCCCGCGCCAGCACCGUGUACACGGCCUGCGCGAACGCCGGCGCGUUGUCGUUCACGUCCGACACCGGCACCCGCAGCCCGCGCCUGGCGCGCAGCGGCGGCGCCCCGCCGUCCUCCGCCCGCACCUCCACCUCGUACUCCGACACCCGCUCCCGGUCCAGCGCCUCCCGCAGCACCAGCGAGUACGAGCCCGCGAACGUCGCCACCAGCCCGAACGGCGACGCCGGCACCACCGCGCACCGCACCCGCCCGUUCGGACCCGAGUCCCGGUCCGACACGCUCAGCAGCGCCACCACCGUCCCCAGCGACGCGUCCUCGGGCACCGGCACCGACAGCGACGUCACCCACACCUCGGGCGCGUUGUCGUUCACGUCCAGCACUUCCAGCUCCACGCUGCAGUGCCCCGACAACGGAGGAAAACCUUGAUCUCUCGCCUCGAUUUGCAACUCGUGUAAACGAAAUUCUUCGAAGUCCAGGGGGAUUCGGAGACGGAUCUCCCCCGUCCGGGGAUCAAUGCUGA
Messenger RNA from Tympanuchus pallidicinctus (lesser prairie-chicken), 1536 nucleotides. RefSeq names its product basic proline-rich protein-like. NCBI's taxonomy places the organism in Eukaryota, Metazoa, Chordata, Aves, Galliformes, Phasianidae. The transcript is spliced from 2 exons. The record is from RefSeq and is a predicted model, not a curated record. The coding region runs from base 1 to 1536 and encodes 511 amino acids.